Molecule: messenger RNA, 2235 nt
Organism: Dreissena polymorpha
Lineage: Eukaryota; Metazoa; Mollusca; Bivalvia; Myida; Dreissenidae
Exons: 4
Coding region: 769-1248 (159 amino acids)
Source: RefSeq, a predicted model, not a curated record
AUGCCCCCCUUUGAAGAAGAGGGGGUAUAUUGCUUUGCUCAUGUCGGUCGGUCGGUCUGUCGGUCCGUCCACCAGGUGGUUGUCAGACGAUAACUCAAGAACGCUUGGGCCUAGGAUCAUGAAACGUCAUAGGUACAUUGAUCAUGACUCGCAGAUGACCCCUAUUGAUUUUGAGGUCACUAGGUCAAAGGUCAAGGUCACGGUGACCCGAAAUAGUAAAAUGGUUUCCGGAUGAUAACUCAAGAACGCUUAGGCCUAGGAUCAUGAAAAAUGAUAGGUAGAUUGAUCAUGACUCGCAGAUGACCCCUAUUGAUUUUCAGGUCACUAGGUCAAAGGUCAAGGUCACAGUGACCCGAAAUAGUAAAAUGGUUUCCGGAUGAUAACUCAAGAACGCUUAGGCCUAGGAUCAUGAAACUUGAUAGGUAGAUUGAUCAUGACUCGCAGAUGACCCCUAUUGAUUUUGAGGUCACUAGGUCAAAGGUCAAGGUCACAGUGACCCGAAAUAGUAAAAUGGUUUCCGGAUGAUAACUCAAGAACACUUAGGCCAAGGAUCAUGAAACUUGAUAGGUAGGUUGAUCAUGACUCGCAGAUGACCCCUAUUAAUUUUCAGGUCACUAGGUCAAAGGUCAAGGUCAUGAUGACCAGAAAUAUUAAAAUGGUUUCCGGAUGAUAACUGAAGAACUCUUAUUCCUAUGUGUAAGGUAAAAAUGAAAUUCCUAUAUAUUUAUACCAUGUAUUUAUGUUUGAGAUUCAUCCGGCCAGAAAAAGAUGCCCGUUCAUUAUUCUACAGGCCUGACGUUGAAGAAAGACACUAUGAACAAAGAGACCACUGCUUCAAUCAAAACUGCAGAUACCUUCUAUAAAAAGUUCAUAAUAAUACGAAUUGCCUCAGCAGUGUCUGUGGUCAUUAUUGCAGCAUCGCUGUUGAUAUACCUCUACAGGAAAUACAGUCAUUUGUCAGAUGCGUUUGUUUCCAUCGUUGCACCAGUUCAUGCUACCUCUUGUACAAACGAGAACACAAAUGCGGAAGUGUCUGAUGUCGUAGAAGAAAACAGACAAUUGACAUUUACGAAGCAUCCCCAUGACAGUUUUUUUCGCCGAUUGCCGACAGUUUCCCUGUACCGCAAGGCGCAAAUAUUUGACAUAUUUGUGCGGAUUCUGGCAGUGAAUCAAGCAUUGGAAGUGUCCAUUAUUAUGACACCGUCCGAGAUUCCAAGAAUGUCGAGGAAUCAUCAUCUAGCGAAAUAAAACGGGCUUCUACGAGAGUCUUGCUGGAAAGGGACCUAAUGGACAAUCACAAUACACCGCCAACGCUAGCAGCUUUUGUUCAAAUUAGCAUGCACAUUUCAAACAAGCGUCUGUGUCACUGUGAUGAGCAACACUUCAUGGACAACUCAGCAUUAUUGAAAAGAUCAAAGCAGGCUUAACGAUCAAGAACGCGUGUUUAUUUUAAACUUACUUAUUUUAGCUCGAUUGCAUAGAAAGUCUAAGGCUUAUUUGAAACGCUCUCGAGUCCGUUUCCUAAGACUAGAUACAGUACUUGGUUUCAAUGGAGGAAACGUUGCGAACUAACAUAAAAAAAUAAUAUAAAUGAAAACGUCUUAAUAAAUAUAGAUGGAUACUCUCUAGGUCAAUAAAAAAUGAUUGAGACAAAAACUAUACGCCUCUGAUUAUUUGACUAAUACGUGGAUUUGUCGAUUUGUUCGUAAAAAUCUUAUACAAGUAUAUUAAAACUACAUAUACACGCGUUUAUGAAUUAAAAAAAAACAUGAUCUGUGUCCAAUGGUUAAUCGACCAGCAUCAAAAGUGCAUAUUCGCCACAACUUAAGCUGCGAUCCGUAUAUGACCCAUUUGCUCCUGUUUACGACGAUUAUUGUUCCAUUGUUCUUCAUGGCUGUCUUUUAAUACUUGCAUGAAUCAAUAUCUACAUAGUAAUUGUUUGAUGAAACAUUUAAACUUUAUCUUUCGCCAAAAAGCCACAUCGAUACAAUGCGCCUCUAAAAAAAAUGACCUUGUCAUUUGUUAAGGAUUAAAGCGAUUACAAUGAAUGUCACAGAUGACGAGUAUUGUUUAACAAAGGCUGAGUGUUGUUUGUUUUGGUAUCUGUGUGUGUACACUUGAUCAAGUCCAUAUUUUGAUUUAAAAACAGAUUUUCAACUUAUUUUUGUUUUUAAAACCAGUUAAAAUAUGUAUAUAUAGAAAUAUAUCUCAACAGUGAUAUAUUUAGAUGAUACG